Lutzomyia longipalpis is the source of this 8443-nucleotide messenger RNA. RefSeq names its product E3 ubiquitin-protein ligase lubel (gene LUBEL). Gene Ontology annotation, biological process: protein linear polyubiquitination. The transcript has 19 exons. The record is from RefSeq and is a predicted model, not a curated record. Gene Ontology annotation, molecular function: zinc ion binding; ubiquitin protein ligase activity; linear polyubiquitin binding. Gene Ontology annotation, cellular component: LUBAC complex. NCBI's taxonomy places the organism in Eukaryota, Metazoa, Arthropoda, Insecta, Diptera, Psychodidae. Bases 418 to 8319 code for a protein of 2633 amino acids.
AGUCUCUGCCUGAUCGUCGUUAAGAACAAAUCGCUGGUAAUUCGAAAAGAACGAUGUAGCACAAAUUUCUUUUUUAUUUUUUGAUUCAAUUAUAUUUUUAGUGAGUACCUCCUCAUGCGUAAAGUGAUUUUUUUUCUUCAAAUCAGCAUAAAAAGAUCCCGGAAAAAAAUUUCCUCAUUGAGAGUGAAAAAAAGUUACCCUUUUAACCUCAGGUGAAAGUGUUAUAUAUUUAGUACAUUGGUGAAAUUCUUUCAUUUAAAGAAAAAAAAAAAGGUGAAGAAGAUAUUUUCACGCAAGAUAUAAUAUAUAUUUUUUUGAGACAUUACGCUUAUUGUGUAAGAGUUUUGUGCACGAAAAUAGUUUUGCUUUCUUCCCCGGGGGAAUGUCGAAUUGGAUACCGCUGCGGAUUUUAAUAAAAUGAGCAAUAUGAACGGAAAAUCUUCCAAGGCUGGUACACAAUUUCGCAGUACCCGCUCAAUGCCUCAGUGGGUACAUGAGCAGUCAAAUCAAAUUGGGCCUAAGCCACCACCUCUACCACCAACGGAAAAUGGUAGAACACCCCCAGCAUUGCCGCCAAAAAAUACCAAAAAUGAACCUGAUUAUGAAAUUAUUGACUUUGGUGGGCAAUAUUCAAAUACAAUGCCAAUAUUUCCAGCAAAACCCGGUGAUCUGAAGAAGAGCCCAAUGAUAAAAUGCGAAUUGUGUGGAUCUACAACACCCACGAUCAAGUGUGAGCAAUGCGAUCAACAUUUGUUUUGUGCCUCUUGCGACGACAUGUACCAUCGUCACCCCAAGCGGCAGACACAUAUGAGAAAGACUGUCACAAUUGGUGAUCAAACGGUAAAGCCACCUUUACCACCAAAGGGUGAACAUUUGGUACCCGUGCCCCCACCAAGGCGCAACAAGAGAGGCAGCUUCCGACUUCCUGGUGGAAAGGAUCAGGUACAGACGACAACGGCACUUAAACCACAACCACCACCAAGUCCAGCAUUGUCUUUUCGUGAAAAAAUGAGUAGCAUCAAAAGGAUUAUGACACCAUUGAAUCGUCCCCUUCCCGACACACCCCUCUCAUCGCGACCCCAAACUCCAACAAGUGUGGGAAGUUCUGGCGGCUCUGUAUUCGACAGUAUCAAGAAGCAACCAUCAGUGGAAAUGGGAAAGAUUCAGAGCCACAAAAGCGCCACAUUGGAUCGCAUGGCAAUCCUCCAGCAACGCUACCGGCAACAUCAAGAGGCCACUAGGGGUGAAAGUGAACAGGGUCGCCGUCCGAGUACAUCAUCAAAUUGGGAAUUUGCUACCCCCGUUGAGAGUUCUUCAAAUUUUUGGGGUAUACCCAAGAAAGCCGAAAGUCUGAGGACUGGAAUGAAUCAUGAUCCAGCCGACAUUGCAAAUCAUCAUCAACAUUUUAAUUUUCCACCCCAAAACACUGAUAUGCGCAUGAGAAAUCCCAAUCUCAGUGCAUCGGUAUUUGAUCUCAAUCAACCACCAAACAUGCAGACGUCAAAGUAUCCAAAUCCUGGAUGGAAUCAUCCACAAACACUUCAACAGACGCAAUCUGUAGCACAACUGAAUUGGAUGAAUUGUAGUCAUCAAAUGCCACCUCAGUGGGGAGAUUCAUCACUUCAUGGAUCCAAUAUGAGUCUGAAUUUAACCCCACAGGGAUACUAUCGUCAACCAGCACAUGAUCCAAGAAAUCCUUGGAUGAGUACAUGGGCUGUACCACCAAUGUACCCAUAUCCCAUUGGGAUGGUUCCUGUGAUGCCAACAACUCCUCGUCUUCCACGUUCGAGGGCUCAAUCGAGAACUCAUUCCCGAGCUGCAUCACCUGCCCUCAGUAUAAAAUCCCGCAAAUCAACCAUGUCAACGCGGAUGAAUCGCCAAGAACUCUACAUGGGGCAGGAGUAUGCAGACGAUGAAGAUUCAGAUCUUGAAAUUUUCGAUGAAGAUCAAUUGAGAGGUGUUGAUCGUCGUGGUAGAAGGGAAAGUUCAGGCUACCGCGGACGACGCCCAAGGAAAAAUUCAACACAGAGUAGUGCUGAUUUUGAUGAUGAUACAGCCGAUAGUGGACCUAGCCGUGGUGUACGUCAGGGUGUUGUACGUGAUCGUAGGGGAGAUUCACUUCCGCAGUCCAUACAGAGUGAUUGGAUUCCAUCAAAGAGGGUAUCCGAUGCCAUUCGUGAACGAGAACUUAUUCAGAAAAAUAAAACACCCCACUACAUUGAUCCUCCUGUAACCCCUCCAGAAAUUGAGGAGCAUGAAGAUUCCGUGAGAAAAUCAAGCAAAUACCUUCAGGAGACAUCAAAAGAAGAACCUGAAAGGAAGGAUGACGAGGAUGAAGAGGAAAAUAUUGAAGAGAUUAUCAAUAAUUUGACCUCCUCACCUGAUAAACAACCACCUGCUGCAAGUCAGGAGGAACAACAGGAUGUUAAUGAUGCACCAAAUGGUGAUGAAGGACCUUUUGGUCCACCACCCACAGCACCAGAUUACGAAUGGGAAUGCGAAUAUUGUACUUAUGUUAAUGAGCCAAAUACCAAAAUUUGUGGUAUUUGUUGCAAAACACCAACAAAAGCUCCACAAAAAUUAAUUAUAAAUCCUAUUCCUGAUAUAACACCAAAGGACCUACCAUCACAACCACCAAAGGUGGAUCCAAUUGUGGAAAAAGUUGUGAAAAAAACUGAAAAAGCGGACGUGAAGAAGGAGAAAGAAAAUACGCCGAAAAAGAAUGACUCAGGAAGUAAGAAAGGCGUUCAAAAUGCCACAGAAUCACCCCCGCGGGACUCAAUGCAAUCAAAAGGUGGCAUUAAGGGUGAAAAGAAUAGUGCCAAUUUUUCCAAUUUUGAAGGCAAACGCGUGUCAUCCACUAAAAUAAGCACAGGAUGUGGUCCAUCGCCUCCGAAAGAAGUGAUAGAGGUACCUCAAAAUAUUUCGGAGAUCCCCGUGGUGAGUCACAUUGAGAAAACCUCUACUGGGACCUCACCACCCCCGCAAAGUGCUUCUACACAGACAUACGACUAUUUGCCACUUAAAGAUGAGGAACAUGGUGGUUCAAGUGGGGGCAGAUCAAGUCGUACGGGCGAUUUCAAGAGAUCCUAUUCAAUUGCAGCUGGUGCUAUGGCACCCAGUAUAGAUCAUCGCGCUAGAAGUCACAUGAGCUUCUCUAGUGAUACUCAAAGUCUACCACCAACGCCUCCGAGAGAAUUGAGCCCAGGGCCACGACAAGGGUUGAAUGAUAAUUAUUUCGAUGAGGAUACAUUCGCAUAUAUCGAUCGUGUUCUCAAUUCAACUCAUUUAGCCACACAGCAAAUGCAAAAAUCACUAAAUUCCCGUGAUCCCUACAGGAGCUUCAAUGACCUCCGACGACCCGAUAUUUAUUCCUCAAAGAAGCCCUCAUAUCGUGAUCUUUCAAGCACAUACAAAUACUCCAGAAGAGCUGAUUCUCAACCUCCUGACCAUACUAUUCUCACACUUGAGGAUCUAAAGGUGAAACGUCGUCAGGAUGCAAUGCAGAGCCCUGGAAUGGAGCUAAUUCGAAUGUUGAGGGAAGCUGAACAACACAAUUUCACCGCGGAGGAACUUCAGGCAGCUCUAGCCCAUUGUGGGGAUGUAAAUCCUGUAACGUGGCUCCGUGAAAAUUGGCAUAAACUUGUGGAGACUGUACAAACAUUAGCCACAAAGUAUGGCCAGGAAAGAAAAGAAAAUAUAAUUGGAACAAUUUCGGCAAUUGAAGCGAGAGAAUCUCUGCGAAUUCAUCGUGGAAAUGUAUGGCAUGCAGUAACUGAAUGUAUUGAACAACGACAGAGGAAGUACCAUGAAAUAUCUCAUCGUGGAAAUUAUCCUCGUGAGGACAUUGUGACAUCAUUAACAGCCCAUCAUGGAAAUAUGGAACUUGCCCUUGUGGAAUUGGGCAAGAGUCAAUUGAAACCAUUUUUAAUGCGAAUUUGGGGACCACCAUCGGGAGCAGAUAAUGAGAGUGGCAAUUACAUGCAGGAAAAUCAUUUAAAGACCUCGUGGGAGAGGGAUCAAAUGAGAUUAGAAGAUUUAACAGUUCAAGAUUAUCUCAAUUUGUACGAAGAACGUCAAGCAGCAUCAAAUGUUAAACAUAAAUCACCAAUAAGAACAUUCAAUUCAUCUUCAAGUAUCUCCAUAAAUUCAUCGGAGAAUCGUGAGGGUCAAUCGGAUGCAGAUCAAUUGAGUGAUGUGACUAAAAAUUCGAAUAUGUUGAGAGACAUUGAGAUCCUCAUUGGGAAUAUGGAGCAAAAUCAAGCGAAACAAAAUGAGAAUAUGAUGAAGAAUAUUGAGAAUCUUUUGGGAAGUAUCCUUACAAAGGUAUCUCGUCCACAAUCUGUGGCAUCUGAUUUUUCAGCACUAAGCCAUCAGGAGAGAAUGCUGAAUCUAAAAAGCCCCUUGCCACAGACGUCGUCAUCCCUGAAGCCCAAUCUGGAGGAUGUUACAGAUGUUGGAAAUGACGUGAAACUCUUUGUUUCUCAACACAUACAAGAAAUUGUUCCAAAUUUGGUGGAUCAAAUUGAAAAGGAAUUGCAAGAAGAUGUAGAAGAAAUUGAUGAGGAAUCUCCUAAAGAAAUUAAUGAAUUAGAUAUUAAUAGUAUAGACGAUGAGAUUGUUUUAGUUCCCAUAACAGCUGAAAGAAAACAAUCAAAUCAAGAUGAAAUAAUUCCUGUUAACAGUGAAUUAGAAGUUGUACGAAUAUCCAUGGAAGACGUUGAAAGAGAUCAAGAAGAAAAUAAUAAGCACGACAAAGUAUUACAAAAUGAAAGAGAAAAUAAUCUUCAAAAUGAGCCUGAGUCAACAACAGUAAAUGAUCAACGAGAAGAAGCCCCAACACCUCUUCAAAAUCCACCAGAAAUCCAUUCACAUCCUCAAGAACAAGAAGCAUCAGAACAUGUUGCGAAAAGCCCAUCUCCAAUGAAGCAAAAAAUAAAGAAACGAAAGACAUCAACAAUUAAGAAAGAUAGAACACAGAAUAGAAAUGCUAUUUACAUUGAUUCAAGUGAACAUGAGGAUAGUUUAGAUAAUUCGGCGGCGUCUCAAAUUAAAAUUAGUACAAAGAGUAUUAUUCUUCAGCAUAAAAACUUUGAAGAAAAUGCUCCUGCUGUAGCACAAAAUGAAAAGAAAAUUGAAAAUGAAAUGCAAAAGGAAAGGAUUUUCAAAUCAACAAUUCAAAUAACACCAAAGACGGAAUUACCGGAAGAUCCUGCUCCUCCCGCUCCUCCUAGUUUAUCAACAGGCAGCACAAAGACAAGUCAAAAUCUAUCAGAACUUGUGGAAAAUACCCAAAAGCUCAUUAAGCAAAUGAAAGAGGAAAUAACUUCGGAUAUUGCAUCAAUGGACAAUACGGAAUACAGUUCCGAUGAUGACUAUGGUGAAUCCUUUGAGUGGACUGAAGAUGAAGAAAUGGAUGAAGAGGAACAAACUGAUGAAGAUUUAGAAGAAAUUGACGAAGAAGAAGAAGAAGCUGAAGAUGAGAGUGAAAAUUCAAAUGAGGAAAAUGAGGAAGAGGAAGAUGAUGAGGAAGAGGACCAGGAAACCCAAAGUGAUAAUGAUGAAUGGGUGGAAACCAAUGAAGAGCUUCCAUUGAUUGAUGAAAAAGAAUUAAAAGAAGCUCCACACGCAGUUCUUGUUCAAAUUGCAAAAGAAAGUAUGAGCCCAGAAAGUGAUAGUUAUGUUGAAGCAAGAGAAUCUUUAGAGAAAGAACUGAAUAUUGGUGAAACUGAGAAAAUAAUUAAAGUUGAAAUUAUUGGUAGUGAAAUUGUGCCAGAAGAGGGUAACACACUACAAAUUGAAGCAAUUGAAGCAAUUGAAGAUGUAUCAAAUGAAUCCUUGAAUGAACUACCAGAAGAAAUUAUUCCUGAACCAGUGGAAGAUAAAGAUGAAUCUGCAAUUGACAAUAAAAAUGAAGAAAAUGUUGAAUCAAAUGAUGUUGCACCAAAUGUUUCUGAAAACUCUUUACAUGAAAGCAAUGAAAAUGGUGAAUUUUCCCAACAGGAUAAUGGCCAGGAAAAAGGAGAAAAUAAUCCUGAAGAUAGUACAAAAAUUCUUGAAGAAGCAAAUAUAAAUUCAGAAGAUACCAUCAAGGCAGAUGAACAAGAAAAUCAAAGAGAAGAAGAGAAGAAUUAUCAACAUUUUACUCCCCAACAAGAAGUUUUGGAAGAUCAAAUAAAUCCUGAGGAAACUGAAAGUAAUAUAUCGAUUAAAAAUGAAACCCACGAAAUUAAUGAUUUAGCAAAUCAACAAAUUGUAAAAGAAGAAUCCUUGGAAGAAGAAAAAAUUCAAGAACAAACCAUUGAUCAAGAAAUUGAAACUCAAACAGAGAUCAUUUCUGCAGAGGAGGAGACCACCAUCAAAAUCGACGUAGAAGUUAAUGAAAAUAUUGAAACACCUGCUGAAGAAACCAAAUUAAUUAAUCCACAACAAAUAAUCAAUAUUAAUUCAGAAGAAACAGAGAGUAAAGCAGAAUCAGAAGAAGCAUCAAUGCCCAAUGAGACUAAUCAUGUUGUGGAAGUAAUUGAAUCACCAAAAGUGUCACCACCAAAGGAUACAAGAAAGAUUCCCGUGCGAAAGAAGUCCAUCCCCGGACCAAGGAUACAUAGAUCCAAUAGUAUUAAAGCAAUUCAAGCAGAACUAUUCCAGAAGGUCGAUUCAAAACCCAAAUUAGAGACAAAAACGACUAAACCAUCAAAACUUGUACCACCGAAACCAAUUUCAAAAACCGGCAUAGGGGCACUAACGAGCAAAAUUACCCAACUUCUCACUCCUGCUGCUAAUGAUCGAAAAGGUGAUUCGCGAAAAUCCACAAAAUCCAGUCUUUCACCGGAAAAACCCAAUUCAGUGGCAACACCACCACGAAAAGAUGCGAAGAUUCCGAAGAAAAAGUACCAUGAGACGUGUUUUAGUGAUGAUUACCAAUCAAGUGAGGAAGAUGAGCAACCGCAGAAGAAGACGGAAAUUAGAGUAAUUAAGAAAAUCUACAGUAUUCCCCAAGAAGAUGAAGAUCCUAUGCCUGUUGAGGAACGUGCUAAACAACUCCUUGAUGAAGGACUUGUGAAUAAUUUGGCAAUUGGACAUGUAGCUGCAACACUAAUUGACCUAAAGUUCUCAAAGGAAUCAGCUGCGUGGGCUGCUAGUGAAUGCUGUGAUCUCGAUGGUGCAUUGAUCUUACUGCAGCAAGAAUGUGAACUCUGCACGGGAAAAUAUCCCAUGAAUCAGAUGAUAUCAAUGCUCAAAUGUACCCAUAGAUGUUGCCAUGAAUGUGCUAGAAAUUAUUUUACUAUUCAGAUCACAGAUCGCCUUAUUAUAGAUUGUGUGUGUCCAUUCUGCAAAAUGCCCGAACUUCAUGGUAAUGAUGUAUCCGAAGAUGAUGUUCUUGAGUAUUUUUCCAAUUUGGAUAUCCUCCUGAAGAGUAUCCUUAGCGAGGAUGUGCACGAACUAUUCCAGAGGAAACUACGCGAUCGUACACUUAUUCAGGAUCCUAACUUCAAAUGGUGCGUCCAGUGUUCAUCGGGAUUCUUUGCAAGGCCACGCCAGAAAAGGCUAAUCUGCCCGGAUUGUGGAUCCGUAACUUGUGCAAUGUGCAGAAAACCAUGGGAGAAACAGCAUGAGGGAAUUUCCUGUGAAAAAUUCACCGAGUGGAAGGAAGCCAAUGACCCCGAUAAGCAAGCCGAAGGUGUUUCCAAACACCUCCAAUUACACGGAAUUGAUUGUCCUAAAUGUAAAUUUCGCUAUGCUCUAGCAAGAGGUGGUUGCAUGCAUUUCACCUGUACUCAAUGCAAAUAUGAAUUUUGCUAUGGAUGUGGAAGACCUUUUAUGAUGGGUGCUAAAUGCAACAUAUCACAAUAUUGUGCCAAACUUGGCCUUCAUUCACAUCAUCCCAGAAAUUGUCUUUUCUACCUGAGAGAUAAGGAACCCCAUGAAUUACAGAAGCUUCUAAAAAUGCAUAAGAUAUCAUACGACACAGAACCCGUAGAGGCGCUAAAAUUUCGCAAUGAAGAUGGAGCUAAGGCUGUAAUGAGAUGCCCAAUUCCCCUACAAAAGGAAACACCCACAGGAUUGGUGGAUAUCAUUUGCAAUGGGGAUGUUCUCGAUGGAUAUGCUGGACUUUGUCGACAACACUAUGUGGAGUACUUGGUGAGUGCGGUGUCUAAUGCCAAUGUCGAUCCAUUGCCAAUUUUGGAUUUAACUGACUGUGUCCAAGAAUUACGUCGUAGUGGCAUUCCACUCCCGGAACGUGGACCCUGGGAUACGGAUGAGAUUUACCGUGGAAUGUGCCAAGAGAUUGUAAAAGCACAAAUUCCACUCAACUAAUAGCAUCUUUGGUGGUUACAUCCUCAGCAAGAGCAUUAGGCAGCAUUAUUUAUUAGUAUGAGGGAAUGUGGUGAAAAAUAGCUCUAUUAUUUAAUAAAGCUAUUUUAGCAUCGUGUGGAGCUUA